Molecule: messenger RNA, 1610 nt
Organism: Quercus lobata
Lineage: Eukaryota; Viridiplantae; Streptophyta; Magnoliopsida; Fagales; Fagaceae
Product: senescence-associated carboxylesterase 101-like
Exons: 2
Coding region: 153-1463 (436 amino acids)
Biological process (GO): defense response; lipid metabolic process
Molecular function (GO): carboxylic ester hydrolase activity
Source: RefSeq, a predicted model, not a curated record
AACAACAACAACAACAACAAUAACAACAACAAUUUGGAGCAAAUACUAUAGGAUAUUUUAAAAACUUGAUUAAAAGAUUUUUGAGAAUGUGACUUGUCUUUUUAUCCCCUUUUAUAUGUGAUUUGCCAUAUCAAUAACAUUGUAAGAUUCUAAUGUUAAUGCAAAUUGACAAUUUCAAACUAUUAAUUAUCACUGGAAACUUUUUGGGAGGAUCUGUUGCCUCUCUAUUUACCUUAUGGCUGCUAGAAACAAUCAAUUUUUCAAUCACCAAACGCCCACUUUGUAUCACUUUUGGCUCACCCCUUAUUGGUGAUAAUGGCUUGCAAAAUGCCAUAUUGAACUACCCAACAUGGAGCUCUUGUUUUCUGCAUGUAGUUUCUCACCAAGAUCCAGUCCCAAGAGUCCUAAUUUCACCCCACAAUCCUCCUGCCACUGAAUCAGCUUCACAAACAAAUGUUUACAAGCCUUUUGGGACUUUUCUCUUGUGCUCGGAAUCCGGAUGUGGUUGUUUUGAGGACUCUCAAACCAUUUUGGAGUUGUUGAUGGCUACCUACUCAGAGGGUCCUGGAAAUCAAAAUCCUAAUCAAGUUUUGGAGCUCUACAAAAAGAUUGUGGAAUAUCUCAAUCAUAAGCAACAACCACAGAACAAUGGCCUAAACAAUAUGAUUACAAAGACAAAAGAGCAAGAAAUGAAAUUGUUCAAGUCCAAGGGACAGGGUUUUGAUCCCUCCAAGAAGUUGAAUGAAAUAAAAAUAAAUAUGGCUUUCUUUGAAUGGUACAAGAAGUUUUUUAAGCAAAAGGGAAUUGGAUAUUAUGACAACUACAAGAAUGGAAGCUCUACAAGUGAUAUUGAUGUGAUAAGGUUUAAGAAAAUCCUCACUAGUUAUUGGGAAGAAAUGGUGGAUGAAGCAGAGAAAAAGCCCCAGAAAGAAGGUGCCUCCUUUCGUACCCGAUGGCUCUUUGUUGGAACAAAUUAUCGACGGAUGAUUGAACCACUAGACAUAGCUGAACACUACAAUGAGAGCACACAAGACUACAUAUUGUCAAGGUCUAAACAUUACGAAAAAUUGGAACAAUGGUUGAAGGAAACGGAGAAGCCUUCUAGUGGUCCAAAUGAUUUGAAGAAACAGAAUGUGGCGUCAAGUCUAAUAGAGGAUUCUCUCUUUUGGGCACAUGUUGAGGAGGCUCGCAUUUCAAUAGCUCGCAUUUCAUGCAAAGGAGAAAGUGAUAUGGAGAAAGAAUCAUUAAAUUGCAAACUGAUUGAGUUUGAAAACUAUGUGUUGGAUUUGAUGAAAAAUUAUACAGUAUCGCCUGAGAUUUUCUUAACUGGGAGCAGCUUCAUGAAAUGGUGGGAAGAGUAUAGAAAAAUUAAGGGAACUUCUUAUAGUUCACGUCUCACUAACUUAAUGAAUAAUGCUGAGAAUUACGACAAAUACGCUACUGGUUGUCUAGUGAUUCACUGAAUGUUUUAUGAUAUGAAUCACAUGUUUCAAUAUCUAUGUGUUUCUUAAGGUUAUCAUGACUUUUGAGUGGAUUUUGUGGUGUCCUUUGUGUUAGAACCACAUUUUUGUUUUUUCUUUUGUGUGUAUCUAUAUGUGCACUUUCCUUCA